Vombatus ursinus (common wombat) is the source of this 2036-nucleotide messenger RNA. RefSeq names its product SET domain containing 4 (gene SETD4). The record is from RefSeq and is a predicted model, not a curated record. The coding region runs from base 354 to 1715 and encodes 453 amino acids. The transcript is spliced from 12 exons. Gene Ontology annotation, molecular function: protein binding; histone H3K36 methyltransferase activity; histone H3K4 methyltransferase activity. Gene Ontology annotation, biological process: positive regulation of transcription by RNA polymerase II; peptidyl-lysine monomethylation; peptidyl-lysine dimethylation. NCBI's taxonomy places the organism in Eukaryota, Metazoa, Chordata, Mammalia, Diprotodontia, Vombatidae.
UUCCCCUUCUUCCCCACUCCUCUUCCUUCUCCCUCCCCUCCCCUGGCGCCCUUCCUGGUUCGCGCACCAGAGCCGUGGGGUGGGAGAGCCCUAGGGAGGAGCCCGGGGAGAGGGACCACGUGCAUCUCUGGUGCAGCUCUUGGAGGAGACAGCUGGGAUGUUUCUGCUACUGAGGGACAGAGAGUAGGAUUCUUAAGGAUUGGGCUUCAGCCCCAGGGUUGGGAGAGAUAAAAUGGGAUCUUUAGACUCGGGGUUACCUAGCCUACUGCCCCUGGACGCUCUUCUUUUUUUGACAGCUGUCAUUUAGUUUGGGGACCGUUUGCAGUGAGUGUUGAAAGUUUCACGUGUUUGCAAUGCUUUGGCAGCUGUAUGGAAAUUAUAUCCACACCAUGAAGAAGAAAGGAAGAGGAAGAACAAGCAGACAGAGAAGAAGAAAAUCAUUGAGAACCUCAGAGUUGAGUAAAGUGAGUGAGAGCCACAAGUCAGAAUUUAUAGAACUUAGGAAGUGGCUGAAAGAAAGGAAAUUCGAAGAUCAUAACCUAAGGCCAACAAGAUUUUCAGGUACAGGAAGAGGACUGAUGGCUGUAAAAUCCUUGCAGCCGGGAGAGCUGAUUAUUUCAUUGCCUGAGAAGUGCCUGCUCACUACAGACACUGUAAUUAAAAGCUACUUGGGAGAUUACAUUACUAAGUGGACACCUCCUAUAUCUCCCUUGUUGGCCCUGUGUGCCUUUUUGAUUUCAGAAAAACAUGCAGGAAACAAGUCUCCCUGGAAACCCUACCUGGACGUUUUACCAGAGACCUAUACUUGUCUUGUCUGCUUAGACCCACAGGUGGUGAGGCUUUUACCUAACCCUUUAAAAACGGAAGCCCAAGAGCAGAGGACUCACGUUCAGGAGUUGUUCGAUUCUUCCAGAGGGUUCUUUUCUUCUCUCCAAUCUUUAUUUACUGAGCCUGUGGAACACGUUUUUCAUUAUAAUGCUUUUCUUUGGGCUUGGUGUACCAUUAACACCAGAACAGUGUACAUGAAACACGCACGGAAGGAAUGUCUUUCGGCAGAGCCAGAUGUAUAUGCUUUAGCUCCGUAUUUAGAUCUGUUGAAUCACAGCCCAGGAGUUCAGGUAAAAGCAGCGUUUAAUGAGGAAACUCAUUGUUAUGAAAUUAGGACUGCUUCACAUUGCAAAAAAUAUGAAGAACUGUUCAUCUGUUAUGGCCCUCAUGAUAACCACCGACUGCUUUUGGAAUAUGGAUUUGUUGCCAUCAAUAAUCCACAUAGUGCUGUUUAUAUAUCAAUAGAUAACCUUAUUGAUCACCUUCCUUCAGUGGACACACAGAUGAAUAAGAAGAUUUCCCUUUUAAAGGAGCAUGGCUUUUCAGAGAAUUUAACUUUUGGAUGGGAUGGGCCAUCUUGGAGACUGCUUACAGCCCUUAAGUUGUUAUGUCUUGGAGCAGAUGAAUUUACAUGCUGGAAGAAAGUGCUUCUUGGUGAAGUAAUUUCAAACACAAAUGAAUGGAAGAGUUUUGUCUGGUCCAGAAAAAUAUGCUCUUAUUAUAUAGAAGAUGCCAAAACUGCACUUCAGAAGAUUUCCCAUAUGAAGGAUGAGGAAGCAGCCCUGAAAGACCAGUUAACUUUGGUUGAGAAUCUGUGGGUAGAAGAACUAAAGCUUCUUCAAGGGUCUGCAGAUAUUCUAAGGCAUGUGCACCAAGAAACCACGUGACCUGCCCAGAGUUAUUUCUUCUUUCUCUGUGAUGGCAGAAUUAAGAGCCAUGGGUGGAAGCACUGAAGCUAAGAUGGAGCAGAAUUAGAAUUGCCUAAUUUGAAAAUUGAAACAUCUUGAUUGAAAAAUCAAUUUUUUUCAGUUUUUGCAAAAAUAAAGCCAAUGCAGCCAUGAUUAGAAGGAAAUCAGAGAACUGAGAAACAAUUAUUACAGCCAGUGACUCUAAUAAAGACCUUAUUUGUACAAUAUAUGGAGAACAGAGUCAAAUUUAUAAGAAUACAAGUGAUUCCCCAAUUGAUAAAUGGUCAAAGAAUAUGAGCA